AUGUCCAGGAAGAAGACCCCCAAGACCAAGGGGGCCAGCGCGCCCGCUGCCUCCGCGCUGUCCGCCGCCAAUGGGUCCCGGCCCGCGCGCCCUGGGACUGCGCGACCUGUCCCCCAGGCGCGGCCCAACGGGCCCCCGCAGCCCGGCCGGCCCUCGCUUGGCGGGGGCGACUUCUACGACGUCGCCUUCAAGGUCAUGCUGGUGGGGGACUCAGGUGUGGGGAAGACCUGCCUGCUCGUGCGCUUCAAGGAUGGGGCAUUCCUGGCAGGGACCUUCAUCUCCACUGUGGGCAUCGACUUCCGGAACAAAGUUCUGGAUGUGGACGGCAUGAAGGUGAAGCUGCAGAUCUGGGACACAGCAGGCCAGGAGCGGUUCCGCAGCGUCACCCACGCCUACUACCGCGACGCCCAUGCACUGCUGCUGCUCUAUGAUGUCACCAACAAGGCCUCCUUUGACAAUAUCCAGGCCUGGCUGACCGAGACCCAGGAGUACGCCCAGCAUGAUGUGGUGCUUAUGCUGCUGGGGAACAAGGUGGACUCUGCCCAGGAGCGUGCGGUCAAGAGGGAGGAUGGGGAGAAACUGGCCAAGGAGUAUGGGCUACCCUUCAUGGAGACCAGUGCCAAGACAGGCCUCAACGUGGACUUGGCCUUCACCGCCAUUGCAAAGGAGUUGAAGCAGCGCUCCAUGAAGGCACCCAGUGAGCCCCGCUUUCGGCUGCACGACUAUGUCAAGAGGGAGGGCCGAAGCGCCUCCUGCUGCAUACCCUGAACUUGGGAGGGCCUUGCAAGGCUGGAUGGAGAUUCCAUAGCCCCCGCCCCCCAAUUCAGUCAUCCCGCACUCAAUCCUCGGAUAUCCGUUCCUGGGACUCCCAGACCGAGUCUUGCCUUUCCCAGAGGCUCAGGCCCAAGAGGCUGUAAGGAGCCAGUAGGUCUGCACCUCCCUUCACCUGCUGCUGCCUGAGGGCUUUGAAGGAAAAGGAAGGGUCUUGGGUACAGGAGGGAGCAGCCAUAGUCCCUCUGCUGCCCCCUCCUGGACAAGCCCUGCCUUGAGGCCGGGCCCCAGUGCCUAACCCCUAGAGAAAGCCUUGUCUUUGGCUGCACACGCUGUCCAGGCAGGGAAAAGCCAGGACUCCUGCCUGUGCCUGGGCCGAGGGCUGCACAGCAAACCAUACCAUGCAUUUGUGCCCCAAGAACCAGAGCCACCUGCUUCCAGCUCACACACUAGGAGACUCUGGUUCCAACGUCAACACAGACCUCCUUUCUUGCUACCUUGGAGAAUGCCAAGGUUGGGGCUUUGUAAUAGAGGAACAGCAUGUGGGAAAUCACAGAAAGUCAGGGAAACUAGAACUGCCAGCCUCACCGAGACCUUGCGUGGUGAAGUCAAGCCGGGGGCUGGUAGUGUGCUUCAUGUCGUACUCAAAUCUUUAAGUCUAUCUUCAGAUUAAUAAGCUUUGUUUUCAGUCCUAGUGAAUAAAGUUGUGUUUUCUGGC
Molecule: messenger RNA, 1489 nt
Organism: Neogale vison (American mink)
Lineage: Eukaryota; Metazoa; Chordata; Mammalia; Carnivora; Mustelidae
Gene: RAB26
Product: RAB26, member RAS oncogene family
Exons: 9
Coding region: 1-768 (255 amino acids)
Cellular component (GO): endosome; Golgi apparatus
Molecular function (GO): GTP binding; GTPase activity
Source: RefSeq, a predicted model, not a curated record